Messenger RNA from Chanos chanos (milkfish), 1053 nucleotides. RefSeq names its product histidine N-acetyltransferase-like. Gene Ontology annotation, molecular function: acyltransferase activity, transferring groups other than amino-acyl groups. The transcript has 3 exons. Lineage: Eukaryota; Metazoa; Chordata; Actinopteri; Gonorynchiformes; Chanidae. Bases 43 to 1053 code for a protein of 336 amino acids. The record is from RefSeq and is a predicted model, not a curated record.
AAAUCAAGAGCUGAAAAGUCCAGUUUCUGUUUCAAGAAAGCAAUGGAGGCAGGGUGUCUGGGGGAGAAGGAUGGGCUUACGUUUUGGCUGGCCAGGCCUGAAGACUAUGAUGAUGUUAUGGCCAUAUCAGAAGGCAUAUACUGGGGAGACGAUUAUGUACCCCACCGCUAUCACACGUGGAUGACUGAGCCCAAUAGAGUUGUCAUACUGGCCAGGAGAGAAAGAAAGUUGGUGGCUCUAGAGUCUGGGUUGGUGGUGGAUGGAGGUCAGACAGUUGUGGGGGAGGGACUCAGGGUGUGUCCGACUGAAAGGGGUCGUGGUGUUGCUGGAGUCAUUCAGAGGUUCAUUGAACAAUACAUUCUGCAGCUCUACCCUAGUGUGAGGGUCAGACGUCUGACAAGAGAGGUCAAUCCAGGACCCGAAAAAUUGUCGAAGUUCAAAGUUCUGGCCAGGAGGGCUAUUCUGUCUCUGCGUGGGAAAGCUGAGACCUUUGAUGGCUUCAUCUCUCAUCUGAAGGCAAAACUGAAUACUGGAGAGGUAUCAGACGGGGGGUCUGCCCAUGAUUCUGUCGAGCUUGAAUCCAAAAUGAUCACCCUGAUGGACCACCACCAGCUUAAGGCUCUGUUACUAGACCCAGACCUGCCCUCCAGACUCCAACUCCCAGGAGGUGCCAUCAUCCAAGACUGGCAGCCCCUGCAACCCGUUGAAAGCAACCUAGAGGUGUUGAACAGGCGGAACCUCACUUGGCUGGUUGAUGGCUCCAAUGAAAAACCCAUGUUUAUGAGCUUCCACACGCCUCCUUAUCCCAUCCCACUUGACGGUGGGGCUUUUCGCCUAAAUAUCGACCUGUUUGGGACAAUCCCCUUCCUAGCGAAAGCAGCACUAACAGCCCACCUGGAGAAGGUGAGAGGAGAGCUCCAAGGCACGGUGAUCUUCCACGUGUACAUGCACCCGUCCCUGUGGAAAGGAAUGAAGCAGUUCUGUGAGGGGGAUGAAGGAGUAAAACAAUGUAAGGAGUACUGGGAGCAGUUUCUUCUGGAGGUUAAAGGUUAA